Heterobasidion irregulare TC 32-1 is the source of this 3667-nucleotide messenger RNA. Its product is annotated as P-type ATPase. Gene Ontology annotation, molecular function: P-type divalent copper transporter activity; ATP hydrolysis activity; ATP binding. Gene Ontology annotation, biological process: monoatomic cation transport; copper ion homeostasis. The coding region runs from base 1 to 3510 and encodes 1169 amino acids. NCBI's taxonomy places the organism in Eukaryota, Fungi, Basidiomycota, Agaricomycetes, Russulales, Bondarzewiaceae. The transcript has 13 exons. Gene Ontology annotation, cellular component: membrane. The record is from RefSeq and is a predicted model, not a curated record.
AUGGCGCCAGUCAACCAGGGCGGCCUCGUAACCACCAUCUUUAUCUCCAACCUCCAUUGUAGCAGUUGUGUCCAUACCAUUGACGAAACACUCAAAGCGCUCUCGCCACCCCCGACAGACAUAUGCGUCUCAAUCGUCUCGCAGUCGAUCACAGUCAACCAUUCGAAAGAUUUGUCUCCGGAAGCUAUCAAGAGCGCCAUCGAGGAUGCAGGCUUUGAUAUUGCUACCACUCCCAUCGCGGGUCCAUCGAGCCAGCCCGACGAGUUUCUCAGCGCAGCCUCAUUCUUGACCGGUAAGAGGAGGAGACAUGUUGAUCAGUGCUCGAUGUGCCAGCAGCAGGUUGGUGGACGGGCUAUUAUCGGCGAGGAGGCAACUCUCGCGGAUCAUCUCACCCCCAAUGAGAAACUCGAACGCAACUCCGGCGGCGAUUCACGUACUCGUGUCGCAACCAAGGGUCAAUAUCAGCUCACGCUGUCUGUUGGGGGAAUGACUUGUACCUCUUGCACUGGCACCAUUACAAACGCGCUUUCCGAGCUUCCGGGUGUCUCGGACAUUGUCGUAUCCCUUCUCGGUAACUCAGCGACCGCGGUACUGGACCGGCAAGAUCUCGCGGGAAAGGUGGUGGAGACCGUGGAGGACAUUGGGUACGAGGCCGACAUCAUCAGCGUCGAGGAAAUUCGCGUGAAGGCGCAACCGAAAGACAAUGCUCCUUACCAGCUUUCGCUCUCUAUUGGUGGUAUGACUUGCGCUUCUUGUUCGUCGACCCUUACUCGCCUCGUUUCGGAAAUUCAAGAUGUUUCGGAUGUUGCCAUCAAUCUCCUCGGGAGUUCGGGGUCUGCCAUCAUUCAACACAAGAAACUGGCAGACAAGAUCAUAGAGGUCAUAGAAGACGCUGGCUAUGAAGCAACUGUGAUGAGUCUGCUGCCAGUCAAUAUUUUUUCCGAAGGCGCAGAAUAUGGCGCAUUUCGGACCAUCUCGCUUCAAGUCGAGGGAAUGUUCUGCGAGCACUGCCCAGAGAAGAUCAUGGCUGCCCUCGGGCGAUUCGGCUCGGCCAUCACGAUUGACAAACCUUUGACUGAUCACCUAGAUCCUAUACUGCGUCUGACAUAUCUACCGUUGCCACCAUCAUUCACUGUCCGUACCAUCGUUGACGCCAUCGCGUCCAUCAAGUCAUCUCCUUUCAAUGUAUCGAUUUACAAACCUCCGUCGCUCGAAGAUCGCGCGCGCAGUAUGCAGCAGCAAGAACAGCGUCAUCUGCUGUUCCAACUGGGGUUUUCAGUGAUUAUGGCUAUACCGACGUUCAUCAUUGGGAUCGUAUACAUGAGUCUCGUUCCGAAGAGCGACCACAGGCGGAUGUUUCUCAUGGAACCCAUGUGGGCUGGGAACGCGUCUAGAAUCGAGUGGGCGCUGUUCUUCCUAGCCACACCUGUCAUGUUCUACAGUGCGGGCACGUUUCACCGGAGGAGCCUGAAAGAGAUCAGAGCGCUGUGGAGGAGAGGUAGCCGGACGCCCAUCUGGAAGCGGUUUGUGCGCUUCGGCAGUAUGAAUCUUUUGGCAAGUCACGUAUCUUCUGGUGUCUCCGUUGCAUAUUUUUCUUCCAUUGCGUUGCUAGCCUUAGCUGCAUCGGCUCCGCCAUCAAACGAUGGCAAUGGCGAUACUACCACGUACUUCGACUCAGUCGUGUUGCUCACCAUGUUUUUGUUGAUUGGACGAUAUUUGGAGGCUUACAGUAAGGGCCGCACUGCUGAUGCCAUCACGAGUUUAGGCAACCUCCGACCUGUCGAGGCGCACCUCCUCACAGACUCAUACCUUGCGAAGCCUGGAUUUAGGGUGCAGAAAAUUGGGGUCGACCUUUUGGAAGUUGGCGACGUUGUCCGCGUACAGAACGGAUCUACCCCACCCGCAGAUGGGGUGAUCGUUUCCGGUGAAAGCACUUUCAAUGAAAGUUCAUUGACAGGAGAGUCCAGGCCAGUCAAGAAAACGCUGGGUGAUCAAGUGUUCCUCGGAACCAUCAACAAUGCCCAGGUCGUAGAUGUACGGAUAGACGCCAUUGGAGGCGAGACUAUGUUGAGCCACGUCGUUCGUGUCGUGCGAGAUGGCCAGACUAAGCGUGCUCCGAUCGAGAGACUUGCAGACAUCUUGACUGGCUAUUUUGUUCCGAUGGUUACCCUGUUGGCAAUCUCCACUUGGAUCAUCUGGUUGAGUCUUGGGUUGAGUGGGGUUCUUCCUCGAGAUUAUCUGGACAAAGACAUAGGAGGAUGGCCUGUGUGGUCUCUAGAGUUUGCGAUCGCGGUAUUCGUCGUGGCGUGCCCCUGCGGCAUAGGCCUGGCGGCGCCCACCGCCCUGCUUGUAGGAUCAGGCCUGGCAGCCAAGUUUGGUAUCUUGGCUCGUGGUGGCGGCGAGGCAUUCCAGGAGGCUGCUCAGCUCGACGCUAUCGUUUUUGACAAGACGGGCACGCUCACCCAAGGAGGCGAGCCUCGCGUGACCAAUGCCGAGGUCAUGCCCGAUGAAGUUUCCUUCCCGAGGGACGUUAUUCUUGGGAUUGCAGCCGAGGUAGAAUCCACAAGCACACAUCCGCUUGCAAUAGCCAUACAACAGUACUGUGACCAGAAUGGAGCGGCACACGCCUCCGGAGAUGCCUUCCAGGAAACCCCAGGACGUGGCCUACAGGCGCAUUUCGAAUUCCGGAAGUGUACUGCCGUCAUUGGGAACGAGAAGUGGAUGGAGGAGCACGGAGUCACCCUCCGAGAGGAGACAGCGGUCCGCCUCGAGACUUGGAAGUCAGAAGGCAAGAGCGUCGCCCUCUUAGCCCUCCGGAACGACCGUGUAGAUACGGCAUUGGAUCUACCGCAGUUUAUCCUCGCUGCGGUCUUUGCCAUUUCAGACGCCCUUCGUCCGAAUGCUGGGGCUGUCAUUGCCCAAUUGCAAGCGCAAGGUCUCGCGACUUGGAUGAUAUCCGGAGAUAACCCGACGACUGCAAAGGCUGUCGCGAAGCUGGUGGGCAUUCCGGAAGCGAAUGUGAUAGCAGGCGUCCUUCCGCAUGAGAAGGCGCAAAGAAUUCAAUGGCUUCAACAGAAUGGCGUGAAGAAACAAGCGUCUAGAUGGUUCGCAAAGUUCAAGAAGAGGUUGAAUGAACGAUGCGUAGUCGCCAUGGUUGGAGACGGAAUCAACGACGCUCCGGCCCUUGCCUCAGCGGACGUUGCUAUUGCUAUCGGGUCUGGAAGCGAUGUUGCUUUAUCCAGCGCCUCUUUCAUCCUUGUGUCUUCAGAUCUUUCCAGUAUCCUCACGCUCGUAGACCUGUCACGUACAGUUUUUAGACGGGUCAAAUUCAACUUCUUGUGGGCCUGCCUGUAUAACAUGGCGGCUCUGCCGAUUGCUGCUGGUGUUAUAUACCCCGCCGGACAUGCUAGAUUGGAUCCAGUGUGGGGCUCGCUCGCUAUGGCUUUGUCAUCUGUCUCUGUUGUGUGCAGUUCUCUCGCGUUGCGAUUGUACAAACCACCCAAGGCGUAGACAACAUUGGUCACGUUCCUUCGUAUCGAUAGGACGCACAAUCACAAUUCUAUCAGACACUAGACGAAUCUUCAGCUAUCAUUGAUUUGUUACGCUUUCUUGUGUUGAUGUAUUUCACGAACUUACAAUGGAUAAGGAUAUGCUCACGAUCUCUGUG